Messenger RNA from Myripristis murdjan (pinecone soldierfish), 2071 nucleotides. Its product is annotated as homeobox protein MSX-2-like. Lineage: Eukaryota; Metazoa; Chordata; Actinopteri; Holocentriformes; Holocentridae. Gene Ontology annotation, biological process: embryonic morphogenesis; regulation of transcription by RNA polymerase II. The transcript is spliced from 2 exons. Gene Ontology annotation, molecular function: RNA polymerase II transcription regulatory region sequence-specific DNA binding; DNA-binding transcription factor activity, RNA polymerase II-specific. The coding region runs from base 99 to 851 and encodes 250 amino acids. Gene Ontology annotation, cellular component: nucleus. The record is from RefSeq and is a predicted model, not a curated record.
GACAAGUUGUUGCACCGAACUUCUCUCCGAGUGGACGCCGCAUGCUUGCACUCCGUGACAAAUGUUCUGCUUUUCUGUAUUCGUAGUAGAUUUCGAGCAUGGCUUCAUCUGUAGACUGUAGGGAUGUCUCCUCAGCGCAUGAGGAUGGACACCCGCCGCUUUUGAAGAAGCGCACCGAGCAGGUGUCGUGCCUGCCUUUCAGCGUGGAGGCGCUCAUGUCGGACAAGAGGCCGUACGAGCGCGCGGACGGUGCCGCCGCGAGGGGAAAUUACUCUUUUAAGAGUGAAGAGAAGCGCGGGGCGGAGGAGUUUUCACAGCACUUUGUACCUGUCAAAUCAGAGCCGACCGAUCGAGAGGAUUGUGCCUCUUGGAUAUCCCAUGUCACGCUGUCCACACCGCCCCGGCAACUUAGUCCAGCGGUCUGCUCCUUGCGGAAACACAAAACCAACCGCAAGCCUCGCACUCCCUUCACCACCACCCAGCUCUUGGCCCUGGAGAGGAAGUUUCAUCAGAAGCAGUACCUGUCCAUUGCUGAGCGGGCCGAGUUCUCCUCCUCGCUGUCGCUGUCCGAGACCCAGGUGAAGAUCUGGUUCCAAAACCGACGAGCCAAAGCCAAGAGGCUGCAGGAGGCCGAGGUGGAGAAACUCAAAAUGGCUGCAGGUGCAGGAGUCAAAGCCGUGCUCCAUCCGGGCUUCUCAUCCUUACCAUUUCCUCUCAGUGUUAACCUACAGGCCGGGUCAUCAGCACUCUAUGCACAGGGCUACCCAUACAGCCGCAGCCCCAUCCUCCCUGCUGCACAUCUGGCCAUGUACGCCUCGCCAGCUGCCUACAGCCUGUUCCACCUCUCCUGAAAGGAACUAGCAUACACAGACUGAGCCAUGUCCGUGUUGGUGCUUCGUGAUAAAGGGGGUAUACAAAAUAAUGAAAACCCCUAACCGUUUAUCAGACUAUCCGAUAUCUAAUGAGGAGUAAUGCCAUCCUUUGGUGGCCUCAGAAUAGCUUCAGUUCUUCUUGGGAGGCUGUCAUCAAGUCCUGAACUGUGUUGAACUGCGGAAAUGUUUGAGUCUGUAGUUUUGUGGUGUUUCUGUCGCUGUCUGUGAGCUUCCACUUGAAUUUACCCAGUUUGUCUGUGUUUGUCAUAUGCUGUCAUGAUUUUCCAGACUGUUCCACUGGCUAUAUGAACUGAUUUUAGACUUUUAUGACACUCACUCCUUUCAGGCACUGAGUAUUUACCCUUUUAGAUUUUAUACUGCUUUGAAAAUCCUUUUAAAGCUGACACAUGAAGCUGAUUUGCAUUCAGCUUCAUGUCUGACCUGUGUAGCUGCUUUUGUUAUUGGAAUUUAACUGGUUCAUUAGUUACUUCUCAUGUCAUGGAUUCUGUUAUUUUUCCACCCUUUGUUUGUGUGUAUAAAUGGGAGGACAUUAACAAUAUGAUAAAGUAAUGCACCUUACAGGAUCUGAUUAAUGUUUGCUUGACAAGGACCAACCUAAAUCAAGACUGAGUCUUCAUGAUCUUCUCUGGUCUUGAUUUAUCUGGAGAAUUUAUAGUCAUCCUUUUACUACAUACAGCUCCACAGACAGUCAUGCGGCUGUUCCAGCGGUCUUUCUUUCUGUUUGCCAAAGGUGGCUCUGCAUCUUAUAAUGAACUGAAUGCUGAUUGAACCCUAUGUAUCUCAUUAGGUUCAUGAAUACAAAUUGCUUUUAUAUCGUUAAUGAUUUGUUGUUGCUGCUCUUCAUGUAUUCUCUGCAUGAUGCUCCCCCCUCAUGACUUCAACAUAAGGAAUAAUAUUCAUUAUUCCUUCAUUUCUUGUAAACCUUAAAUCUGCCAACAUAUCUAGUGUGAGUCACUGUUCUGCUGAGAACAAUGAGAACUAGCGCUGGAAAAUGUCAAAUAAUUCAUUUUGGUUUGGUAAAGUACAUGCGUGCAAACAACAGUCAUGUCAUUCUGAAGUGGAACACAUUUAUUUUUGAAACAUGAUAUGACAGACUGUAGACCUGUAUAUUUUAUGACACAUAUCUACAUUUUUAAAAGUCAGUGUUUGAGUCAUUUUGACCUGAAAUUAAAGCUUGU